This is a messenger RNA of Plasmodium inui San Antonio 1, 1440 nucleotides long. RefSeq lists its product as hypothetical. Gene Ontology annotation, molecular function: mRNA binding. Gene Ontology annotation, cellular component: cytoplasm. Lineage: Eukaryota; Apicomplexa; Aconoidasida; Haemosporida; Plasmodiidae. Gene Ontology annotation, biological process: post-transcriptional regulation of gene expression. The transcript is spliced from 3 exons. The coding region runs from base 1 to 1440 and encodes 479 amino acids. The record is from RefSeq and is a predicted model, not a curated record.
AUGGAGUCUGCGUUCCUUGAUGAGUCCUUCCUGAGCGAUGAGCUGAACCAGAUAAUGAUUGAGUUCCCCUUAAAGGAUCAAUUGGACUGUCUGCAGAAGCUGCAUUGCUGCUCGAUUACUCCUGAUGACAGUCCCACUAUCAGCGCGGAGAUGUUCUGCCCCCCGACUCCCCUCACGGGGGAGCACUUUGCCUUUCUGCUCGAGAGGAGGGCACCUGGUUUAGAAGCUAUCGAGAGGAACUCAACUGGUCCAGAGGCUAUCGAGGGGAACUCAUCCGAUGUAGGAGUAGGUGAGUGGUCCUCCCCCACUGAGGAGCUCCACACCGCUAACCCGCCAAGUGAGCAUCUCGUUACCGCUGACCCUCCCACUGAAGACCUCCCCAUCGCUACCCCACCAAAUAAGGAUCUCCUUACCGCUAACCUCCCCAUCACCAACCCCGAUCGAGAGAAGCUAAUGAGCGACAUCCUCUUCCUGUGCUUCCACAAAAACGGGUGCGAAUACGUAAUAAAAAAGAUGAAGGAAAAUGAGGACACCGAGGAGAAGAGGAUAAUUCAAAAAUCGCUCCUACUCGAUGCAAUGUCCCUAUGUCCAGAUGUAUACGGAAGUUACGUUGCGCAGAGUGUUUUCGACUUAAGUGACGAUACAUACAAGGAACGAUUCACAGAUCAAUUUCUUGGACAGACAAGAUUCCUCUCUCUGCACACGUAUGGAUGUCGUCUCAUCCAAAAGUCACUGGACUCUCUGUGCAAUGAAUACAAGAGUAAAAUAUUCUUUCAAUUGCAGAACGAUCUAAUUACCUAUAUUUGCCAUCAGAAUGGGAAUCACGUCAUUCAAAAAUGCAUUGAGGUGUUACCCUCUGGACAUAUCGACACCAUCAUAAGUAACAUAGAAGACUAUUUGCCGUUCUUAAGUUCACAUGCUUAUGGAUGUCGUAUCGUCCAGCGCAUAUACGAAAUUGGAAAUACCAAUCAGAUAAAUAGACUAAAUGAUAAGAUCGUUAGGAAGAUACACUUAAUUAAAAACCGGUAUGGUAAUUACGUCAUUCAGAAAUGCUUCGAAUACUCAGAUGACACAGUCAGGUUUAUCAUCACAGAUGAGAUUGUCAGCGAUAUAUACAGAUUGUCUUCUCACAAGUAUGCCUGCAACAUUAUCGAGAAAAUACUCCUCAAGAAGGAGUACAAAUAUAAGAAAAAAAUAAUCAAAAAAAUUGUGAAUGAUAUUUCGGAUGGGAACGACAGCAUCAUCACGAUUUGUAAAGACUGCUACGGUAACUUCAUGAUGCAGAAACUGCUGACCACGUGCAGGCGGAAGGAGAGGACCGUAAUUGUCAAGACCAUCAUAGAGAACGUCGACAAGUUGAAGGACGAGACGUACGGUAAGGCCUUCUACGCACUCUCCCGAAGGGGGGAAGAAGCCUUGAUAGAGGAAAAGCACUACUGA